Molecule: messenger RNA, 1008 nt
Organism: Aspergillus glaucus CBS 516.65
Lineage: Eukaryota; Fungi; Ascomycota; Eurotiomycetes; Eurotiales; Aspergillaceae
Exons: 6
Coding region: 1-1008 (335 amino acids)
Source: RefSeq, a predicted model, not a curated record
AUGGAAGAAGGAACCGCCUCCUCGAUCCCUUCCGAGCCUCCUCCGCUCCUAUACUCGCUGCGAGACCGGAAGAAGUCCAUCAUCAUCUUCUGGACGAUCUUCAUCAUCGAUACUUUGGGUCAACCGCUGGCGCUUUACUGGGCGCUGUGGUAUGCUACAGAUCUGUCGCACAAUGUCGUCUUCUCCAUUGUCACCGCGUCGUUAGGAGGUGUCUCCGUGUUCGAAUACUUUUAUCGACUCUACAAUUUGUUCCGGAAAAAUUCUCGCGCACGGCCGCUGAACGCCAGGUCAUCAUGGUUGGAUUUCUUCCAGAUUAACUUCACCAUUGUUUGGUUGAUCCUCGCGGUCGAGCUCAUAGUUGGGACGGUACCUGAGGAACCAUACGUCCGUCUCGUUGCUAUGGUCCUACCAACCGUCAUGUUCUACUUCGGUGGCGUCCACCUAUCCCUUGACGUCCUUCGCGCCUGUGGCUACAAAGCUCCGUUCCGCAUUUCUUCCACACCGAAAGGUUCCGUGAUGCCAACCGCUUUAUAUGUUCUUAUCGAAGAUGUAGUCGCCGUCGACGGAGGUGGUGGCCAAGUAUACCGAUACGCCUUGCGAACACGAUACCUGUCUAGCCCGUAUUUCCGGCGAAUGUUGUUUGAAAUGAACUGCUUCUGGGGUGGUGGCUCCGUCAUCUUUGCAGCUGCCAUCACCGCAAUCAUCUUCACUACACCCAGGCCGAUUGCUUACACUCUGGGAUGGACUCUACCAUUUGUAUGGGCGGCAGUCUGGACCUGCAUCACCAUCCCAUGGGUCCAAAGUGACCUCCGUCGCGAAAAGGAAGCUUGGCGCGAAGGUCGGGUCCAGGGAGGCGUUCCCUUCACCGACGACAUCACCGCGCCAACCGCCCGGACUCGCUUCCGCUCCGUCCAAGAAAACCUACCACACCUUCUGCCAUGGGUCCGCGAGAAACAGUCGAACCCGUCGUCACCUUCGGAAGGCGAAUCACCCCCGGCUACCCAAUGA